Molecule: messenger RNA, 1666 nt
Organism: Carica papaya (papaya)
Lineage: Eukaryota; Viridiplantae; Streptophyta; Magnoliopsida; Brassicales; Caricaceae
Product: transcription factor TCP15
Cellular component (GO): nucleus
Molecular function (GO): sequence-specific DNA binding; DNA-binding transcription factor activity
Source: RefSeq, a predicted model, not a curated record
UGCCCACUUUUCCUUCUUUCUCUUUCUACAGAAAACAACUCAGCUCCCAUUCGCGAGGAAUUUUCAAGCUUUCCCUCUCUCUAAUCUCUAUCUUCUUGGUACAGUAAAGAAGACAGACCCACCUGGCCACCAGUUCACUGAAUUUAGGGUCACCCCUACAGAUAUGUACUACUAAACAGAAAAAGCAAACAAAAAAAUUUAAAAAAAAAAAAGAAAAAGAAAGAAAGAAAGAGAGAAGACAUUGACAUAGUCCCAUUUGAACAUGGAUUCAGAAAAUGGGAUCCGCAGACCCAAUUUCCCUCUCCAGCUUUUAGAGAAAAGAGAACACCAUAAUCAUCAACAACCUCCAUCUUCAUCUUCUUCCUCGGUUUACAACACGUCUUCUUCUUUACUGGGUUCGACUGAAUCCAACCCCAACGUCAACGCCAGCCGACAAGCAGUCAGUAACGCUCAAGAGUCGGCCGCUGCUAAGAAGCCGGCGCCCAAGCGGACCUCCACCAAGGACCGACACACCAAGGUUGAGGGUCGAGGGCGCCGGAUCCGCAUGCCGGCGACAUGCGCAGCUAGGGUUUUCCAGCUCACUCGAGAGCUUGGCCACAAAUCUGACGGAGAAACCAUCGAGUGGCUCCUCCAACAAGCCGAACCCGCCGUCAUCGCCGCCACCGGAACAGGUACAAUUCCCGCCAACUUUACCUCCCUCAACAUCUCUCUCCGCAGCUCCGGUUCUACUAUCUCAGCUUCCCACCUCCGCAGCACUUACUUCCACCCCAACUUCGCCGCCCAACAGCUCAGGAUCCGAAAUGAGUGGGAGAGAAAUUUCGUCCUCGACGAACAACAAAGAAGAAGCAUCAUGUUCCCCGUAGCUUCCGACGAUAAUCCCUUGUGUAAUUUCCCCGGUAGCAGCAGCACUAAUAGUAACAACAAUGUCAGUGCUUUCUUGCGUGCCAAGCAAGAGCUCCGGGACGUGACAAUGGAGGUAAGUCAUGACGGCGGAGACCAUUCCAGGAAACGGAGACCGUUAGUGGAGCAAGAAAACCAGAUGGGUAACACUUAUUUGAUACAAUCAAGCACGGGAUCGAUUCCGGCGAGUCACAGUCCAAUUCCGGCGACGUUUUGGACAGUGGCGAGUCCUAGCAGCAGUCAAAUGAUGGUGGGGAGUGAUAAUAUGUGGCCGUUCUCAUCUAUGAGUGGUAGUACUAUUCCUAGUGGGGUGCAUUUCAUGAACUUUCCUACUCCUAUUGCUUUAUUGCCUGGACAGCAAACGACUCAUAAUAAUUCGGUCGGGGGAGAUAGUCAUUUAGGGAUGUUAGCCGCGUUAAAUGCUUACCGUCCGGUUCCCACCGGCACUGGUAAUAUCUCCGGUUCCGAUCAGGCCAGCGGGUCCCAUCAUCAGCACCAUGGAGGAGGAGGAGAAGAGGGAGCAUGACGCAAGUCAGAAUUCUUCCCAAUUACAAGUAGUGUAUGGCUUGAAUCUUGAUAAUAUAUCAUAUAUCAUAUAUAUAUAUAUAUACACAUAUAUAUGGUUUUAGCUUUCUUACUUACCCUGAUUAAUUUUUGUUUGUUUCUUGGUUUUUAUUAUUAAGUAUAUAUAUAUGUAUAUGUGCAAGUAUAUUUUUGCAACACAGGCGCAAGUUUGUUUGCUUGAAAAUUGAGAGCUUGAUACAUA